Messenger RNA from Cervus elaphus (red deer), 10526 nucleotides. It is a transcript of the gene XIRP2, whose product is annotated as xin actin binding repeat containing 2. NCBI's taxonomy places the organism in Eukaryota, Metazoa, Chordata, Mammalia, Artiodactyla, Cervidae. The transcript is spliced from 9 exons. Gene Ontology annotation, biological process: actin cytoskeleton organization; actin filament organization. Gene Ontology annotation, molecular function: actin filament binding. Gene Ontology annotation, cellular component: stress fiber; focal adhesion. The coding region runs from base 275 to 10306 and encodes 3343 amino acids. The record is from RefSeq and is a predicted model, not a curated record.
CGUCCCAUCUACUCGCUUGAUAGACCCUUCAGUGGAGCUGGCCUCCACUCCACGCCUGCUUUCAGGGGACUGGGAAAUUUGCUGUACAAAGGAGGAAACUAGUCUGUGAAGACCUGUAAAGAUAUAUGACAUUUCCACGAACUUGGGGUUAAGUCUAAAUAUUACAGAAGUGACUGCUGGCCCUAAUAAGCCUGCGAGUGGAUUUGCAGAAGACACUGCUGCGCAGAGCAAGGGAGUGUCAGACCUCCAAGAGGUGGUGUCCUUGAAGGAACGGAUGGCGAGGUACCAGGCAGCUGUUUCCAGGGGCGACUGCCGCAGCUUCUCCGCCAAUAUGCUGGAAGAAUCAGAAAUGUGCACAGUGCCUGGUGGUUUGGCCAGAGUGAAGAAACAAUUUGAGAAGGACAAAACUGCUUCUUCCUCGAACACCUUCACUCAGUACCAGUACCAACGCCAGGACAGAUCUGAGCAGGAGGUAAUCCGUAGCAGCCAGGUCGACAUUUCAAGAAGCAGCCAGGAAAUGGAAAGAAAUGAACCAGAAAUUUCCGAAGCACACAAAAUUGAUGUUCUUGGAACAGAAAUGGUCUCUCAUCUUGAAAAGCACACUGAGGAAAUAAACCAAGCUUCUCAGCUCCAUCAGUAUGUUCAAGAAACAGUCAUAGAUACACCUGAAGAUGAAGAGAUUCCAAAGGUUUCAACUAAGUUUUUAAAAGAACAAUUUGAAAAGUCUGUCCAGGAAAAGGUCCUUUAUUCUGACAAAGAAUUGACCCCAGCCAAGCAGACUAAGAUUGAAAGUGAAUCUGAAGAGACUUUAAAGCCAUCAUCAAUUGUGGGUACCUCUUCUACUUCUUACACUUCAACCAGCCAGAGGAAGGAAACAUCAGCCACCAGACACCGUGACCACAGUGCCACUUCCUCAACUCUGGCACAAAUCAAUGCCACUCCUUCGGAAAAGACAGAAGAAUUUCCUCCUCCCCCACCCGACAUGCUUCAACCUCCAGUAGAUGUGACAGCAUUUUCCCAGUCCCCUGAACUCCCCAGCCCUCCUAGAAUACCACCAGUCCCCAAAGAAUUAUACUCCAAACAAAGAAAUUUGUAUGAAUUAAACCGUUUAUAUAAACACAUCCAUCCUGAGUUAAGGAAAAACUUAGAAAAAGAUUAUAUCAGUGAGGUUUCUGAGAUUGUUUCUCGUCAAGUGAAUGCGGGGAACUCAGUUUCAGCAGAUGUGCAACAAGCCCGGUAUGUUUUUGAAAAUACAAAUGACAGUUCUCAAAAAGGUCUGAACGCAGAAAGAGAACACUUGGAGUGGGAUGAAAUUCUGAAGGGGGAGGUGCAGUCCAUGAGAUGGAUCUUCGAGAAUCAGCCAUUAGAUUCCAUCAACAAUGGCUCUCCAGAUGAAGACAACAUCUCCAAGGGCAUUGCUGAUCAAGAAAUCAUCGCUGGUGGUGAUGUGAAAUAUACCACAUGGAUGUUUGAAACUCAACCCAUCGAUACUCUGGGGGAUCAUUCUUCUGGCACCGAGGAACAUGCUGAGAAAAUUCCUGAGCUGGCCAGAGGAGAUGUCCACACAGCCCGGUGGAUGUUUGAAACAAAGCCCUUAGACUCAAUGAAUAAAUUGCAUCAAAGUCAAGAAGAAUCAAUAGCAACUGCCAUAAAGGACAUAACCGGGGGGGAUGUCAAGACUGUGAGAUACAUGUUUGAAACUCAACAUCUGGAUCAACUUGGACAACUUCACUCAGUAGAUGAGAUGCACCUAUUGCAACUCAGAUCUGAGCUCAAAGAAAUUAAGGGGAAUGUUAAGAGAAGUAUAAAAUGUUUUGAAACGCAACCGUUAUAUGUUAUUAGAGAUGGCUCAGGUCAAAUGCUAGAAAUUAAAACUGUUCACAGAGAAGAUGUUGAAAAGGGGGAUGUAAGAACAGCACGUUGGAUGUUUGAAACACAGCCCCUAGACACAAUUAACAAAGAUAUAACAGAAAUUAAAGUUGUCAGAGGAAUAUCCAUGGAAGAAAAUGUCAAAGGUGGGGUGAGUAGGGCCAAGUGGUUGUUUGAAACUCAACCUUUGGAGAAAAUCAAAGAAGAGACAGAAGAGGUCACAGUUGAAAAGGAAACAGUAAUAGGUACAGAUGUCUCUAAAAAGUGUUGGAUGUUUGAAACACAGCCAUUAGAUAUUCUGAAAGAAGUUCCUGAUGCAGACCAUCUAAAGUCUGAAAAGAUAAUAGGGGGUGAUGUACAAACUACUAAGCAACUAUUUGAAACACUUCCAAUAGAGGCUUUAAAAGAUAGCCCUGAUGUAGGAAAACUUCAAAAAAUUACUGCUUCUGAAGAAGAAAAGGGGGAUGUCAGGCACCAAAAAUGGAUUUUCGAAACCCAACCUCUGGAAGAGAUUAGAGAAGAUAAAAAAGAGUACAUACGAACAGUGAAACUUGAAGAAGUUGACAGAGGAGAUGUAAGGAAUUAUACACAUAUCUUUGAAUCAAACAACUUGAUUAAAUUUGAUGCGUCACAUAAAAUAGAGGUGGAAGGAAUCACAAGAGGUGCUGUAGAAUUAAAUAAAUCACUCUUUGAAACAACACCAUUAUAUGCCAUUCAGGAUCACCUUGGAAAAUACCAUCAAGUAAAGACAGUCCAGCAAGAAGAAAUCCUAAGAGGUGAUGUAAGAAGCUGUAGGUGGCUUUUUGAAACAAGGCCCAUUGAUCAGUUUGAUGAAAGUAUUCAUAAAUAUCAGAUAAUUAGAGGAAUAUCUGCUCAAGAAAUACAGACUGGGAAUGUAAAAUCUGCUAAGUGGCUAUUUGAAACCCAACCACUUGAUUCGAUUAAAUAUUUUAGCAAUACGGAAGAAGUAGAAAGUAAAACUGAACAAGUCACUGAUAUUGUUAAAGGGGAUGUCAAAACCUGCAGAUGGCUUUUUGAAACCCAGCCAAUGGAAUCUCUCUAUGAAAAAGUUUCAUUAAUGACUGGCAGUGAAGAAAUUCAUAAGGGAGAUGUCAAAGCCUGUACCUGGCUCUUUGAAACUCAGCCACUAGAUACCAUAAAAGAUGACUCUGAAGCAACAGUCAAAUUGCAAACUGUGAAACAAGAGGAAAUCCAUGGUGGGGAUGUUCGUACAACAUGUUUCCUUUUUGAGACGGAAAAUUUGGACAGCAUACAAGGAGAAGAAGGAAAGGAGAUCAAAGCCAUGGAAAUGGAUAUCCAAGCUGGGGAUGUCUCCAGCAUGCGGCAUAAAUUUGAAAGUCAGUCCUUAGAUUCUAUAAGUUCCGGUUCAGAGGAGGUUUUGAGAAAGAUCAAAACCCUAAAGACUGAAGAUAUUCAGAAAGGCAAUGUUUUAAAUUGUAGGUGGCUCUUUGAAAACCAACCAAUUGAUAUGAUAAAAGAAAGUCAAGAAGGUAAUGAAUUAGUUAAGACAGUGACAGACAUACAAGGUGGAAAUGUAAGAAAGGGGUGCUUUAUUUUUGAGACGUUUUCUUUAGAUGAGAUUAAAGAAGAAUCAGACUAUAUUAGCACCAAGAAAACAAUUACUGAAGAAGUAAUAAAGGGCGAUGUAAAAAGCUAUAGAAUGCUCUUUGAAACCCAGCCACUUUAUGCAAUUCAAGAUCGAGAAGGGUUUUAUCAUGAAGUGACUACAGUUAAAAAGGAAGAGGUAAUUCACGGAGAUGUACGAGGGACAAGGUGGCUUUUUGAAACAAAACCAUUAGACUCAAUUAAUGAAUCUGAUACUGUGUAUGUGAUUAAAUCUGUCACACAAGAAGACAUUCAGAAGGGAGCUGUUAGUUCUGUUAGAUACAGAUUUGAAACCCAGCCACUGGAUCAGAUUGCAAAAGAAUCACGUGAUAUUGUGCCCACUGUGGACUGUAUUCAAGGUGGGGAUGUAAGGACAAGUAAACAAUUCUUUGAGUCUAAAAAUUUGGAUAAGAAUACUUAUGUAAGAACAGUAAGUGUCAAUGAAAUACAGAAGGGCAAUGUUAAAACAUCCACUUGGCUAUUUGAGACCCAUACUCUAGAUGAACUGAGAGGAGAAGGGUCAGAAUAUGAAAAUAUCAGAACAGUCACCCAGGAAGACAUGCAGAAAGGUGAUGUGAAGCAGGCAGUGUGGCUCUUUGAAAAUCAAACUUUGGAUUCUAUUAAGGAAGCAGAUGAAAGCAUCACAAAAAUCACCAAGGAAGAAAUCCCUCCUGCUGAUGUCAAGACAACUACAUGGCUCUUUGAAACCACACCCCUUCACAAAUUUACUGAAAGUAGGGUAGAAAAGGUGGAAAUUAUUGGCAAGAGCAUUAAAGAAACCUUAGGAGAGCUGUACUCUCAAAAAGUUAUCGAGGCUCCUGGAAUCAUCAUUGAAGCUGAUGAGGUUGGGGAUGUUCGAAUGGCAAAAUACAAGCUAAUGAAUCAAGCAUCACCUGAGAUACAGAAAGAAGAAAUUGUCAAGGUUGACCUCAGAAAUAUAAUGGUGAACCUUCUUUCCAAAAGAGACUGUAAGAAAAGAGAGAUUUUGGUCAGUGAAGAAGAGAAGGGAAAUGUUAAUCUGACCAAAACUCAGUUAUUAAACAGAUCAACAGAAUUUCAUGCUGAAAAAGAAGAGAUAGUGAGUGGUGAUGUCCAACAAGCAAUAAAAAACCUGUUCUCUGAGGAAAGAUCUGUAAAGAAAGGGAUUUUGAUUCAGGAAGAUGAAAGAGGUGAUAUUAACAUGACUAUCUAUUGUCUUCUUCAUGAAAACGCUGGUGACACAAUUAAGCGUGAAGAAGUAGUAGGGGGUGAUGUAAAACGUACAAUUCAUAAUUUGCUAUCUUCCAUAUCAAACAAUAAAAUAUCUGAAAGGGCUAAAAUUGAUGCCUCUGAGAGAGGAAACGUUCAGUUUUUUACAACAUGCAUAGAAACUGGAGCUUUGGAUUAUCUCAGACAACUUCAGACAGGCUCAAAUGAAAUACUAACAGGUAGGAAACAAGAAAAAGAGGAAGAAAUAAUUGGUGGUGAUGUAGAAGGCACAAAACUGUUAUUAAAGAAAAGGCGAUCUCAGGUUGAACGUACUGUUAAUGAAACUGACAUCAUCCCAGGAGAUGUGCAUAAUACAGUUAAGGUUUUUCUGACAGAGCCUCAGAAUACAUCUUGUAAGUUACCCAAAGAAGAAAUUAUUAAAGGUGAUGUGAAGUCAACCCUAAACUCCCUCAGCCAGGCCGUAAGUCAGAAAACAGUGGCUAAAACAGAAGAAGUUAUAAAAGGUGACAUGCUGACCACCCUCAAGUCACUUAAGGAAUCAAGUCAAAAAUGGAAGAACUCUAAACAGCCUGAUGUCAUCCCUGGGGAUAUUGAGAAAGCUAUUGAAUGCCUUGAAAAGACUGCACAGACGAGGACGGAAAUACUGAAAAAGGAGCUUAUCCUAGAUGACCUUGAGGCAUCAUUAAAGAAUCUAAAAGAAACACAAAGAGCUUUCAAAGAGGUAAAUAAAAGUUCAGUCAAAGAUGAUGUGCAGACUGAGAUGGCAGGAUCCAAAGAAGAGCAGGCAGCAGGGGUUCAUCAGGUGACUGACCAGAGGGACAAAAAAAGCAUUCUUCAGCCAAGACCAGGACCCUUUGAGCCAGCAGCCAGGUGGCAGGAGGGAACAGACGUUCUCAAUCAAGCUAUAGACAAAUCUUGUCAUAGACAUUUAAUGGAAGAAAGAACUGAGGUUAAUCUUCCAAAAGCCCCCAAAGGCACCGUAAAGAUUGUCGUAGAUCGCGAACAAAACAAUGAUGCUCUUGAGAAAAACCUUAGAAAACUAUCUAAUUCACACCAAGCGGGUAUCUGGACUGAUAACACAACAGAGCAACAUCUUAGGGAUGAACACGCAAGCGGACAGUUGACUUCAACCCUGUCAGUUAGGGAACAUCGAAAAACCAAGGGAUCAGAGAUGGCGAGAGAACAGAAGGAGGCUGUCUUUUGGCAAUCUACUGAUAAAACAUUUGGAAAGCAACAGACUGACACUUGCGAACUGAGGAAUGACUGCCAGAAGAUUGAGGUUUUCCCUGUCAAGAGUCCUAAAAAUACCAAAAACACUAAAACAUCAACAGAUACACAAAGCUCUAGGCCUGGUUUAACCCAGGGUCCAGUCUACAAGAUGGUUGGAGAAACACGUGAGGUUUCAGAGGACUUUCAAAAGCAGACUCUGUUAAAGCAAGAAAAGCAAUAUUCUAAUAAAGAUAUAAUGAGAAAGAAUGUGACCCCUCAACCAGGGUGGCAGACUUUGCCUGUGAAUCAAGACAUGUCAAAUGUAACAGAAAUGAAAGUCUCCCAAAAAAGCCACAAUCAACUUAAGGCAACUGACAAAAAGCAGACUGAUAGUCAUCUGAAGAACCAGGACUUUCUAAUGAAGACAAAUACCUCCAAAGACUUAAAAAUGGCAAUGGAAAUGUCCUUUAAUCCAGUCAAAUUUAACCCUGAAAAUAAUGCAAAGGAAAAUGAGUUCCCUCUUCCACCUCCAUCUCCACCUCCUCCUCUACCUUCCAAUGCAUCAUCUGAAAUUGAAUUUCCUCUUCCUCCUCCACCUCCUUUAACAAUGUUGCCUGAAAAAAAUGUGUUUCCUCCUUCACUGUCCACUGAGAAGAUACAGGCUGAAUUUGAAAAUUUUCCAGGCCUCCCUCUUCCUCCACCACCAGAAGAUGAGAAAUUUGAAAGAGAAUAUCUAUCCAUGUUUCCACCACCACCCCCUCCUCCUCCAGCUCCAGCUCUAAAACCAGCACAUCUCCUUUCUUCUUCUGUUCAAGAAAAGCAUAAUGGAACAUUUAUACAACACUCCCAAGAGGAAGCCGCAAGCUCUCAGGCUAAAGUCGUAACAGGAAAAUCUGGAGGACGUUUGCCACCUCCCACACUCCCCAAACCCAAGUUUCCCAAGAAGGUAGAAGAUAUAAAGAAUCAUAGUUCCCCAGAAGUUGAUUUGGAAAAUUCUCUGCCAGAUACAGAAUGUAAAAUGACUCCCUCAAAGGAUCAGAAAAGAGUAAUAAUGGCAACUAGCAGUGAACACAUGGAGACAAAGCAGAACGUAUCUAGCAAAAGUCUUGAUAAAAGAAAACAACUAUCUAUGGACUCUACAAGGUCUUUCUCACAGGCAGUUCCAGAAAGUUCACCACCCAAGAAAAAACCUAUAGCACCUCUCAUAAAAUCUCAUUCAUUUCCAGCAGGUUCAGGACAGCAAAGUCCAAAACCUUAUAUGAGAAAAUUUAAAACACCUUUAAUGAUUGCUGAAGAAAAAUAUAGACAACAAAGAGAAGAGCUUGAAAAACAGAGACAGGGGAGUUCAGGCUACAACAUAGUUAGAACAGAAAGCCAAAAUCAAAACAUAUCAGAGUUGAAAAAGGAAAUGCUGUUACAAAAAACAAAGGAGGAGGUUCCCCUAACUGGAAUGGAUUCAGAGGUCAUUGUGGCCCAAACCAACACAGUCUCUCAAAGUCUUUCUCAAGAACUAGGGGUCUAUACUGAUAACCAGCUUUCCACAACACCAGCAGUGACAUUGUCUGUCAAGGGGUUCCAACAUGUUCCAGCAACCUUGGAAGGCAAAGAUACCAUGAAAAAGGAAGUUUUGCAGAGCUCAAAGGAUAUGAUCCAAUCUAAAUCAGCUUGUGAAAUUAAACAGAGUAAGCAAGAAUGUAGGACACGGCAAACACAACAGAAGCAUCUGGAGCAGUUGCACUUGCCCGAAAGCAAACCAGUUUCCCCCAGUUUCAAAGUUAAAACCAUCAAGGUUCCAAUUCUAGGUCAUAAGUUAAAUGAAACAAACCACAGCUAUGAAAGUCAUAAAAAGCAAUCUGAAGUUGAUAUUCAAACCAUUACCAAACAACAGUACCAGGAAACUGAGAGAACAGAAGCAAGGAUUGAAGGCAGUAGCAAUAAGCAAUCAGUGACUGAAAAAUAUUAUCAAUUACCUGCAAAGGAGAAGAGAGUAACAAUACAAUUGCCUACAGAAACCACAGGGAAAAGCCACGAAAGCAAGCUCAAUAUAGCUCAUGAGAAGCAAAGAGAAUUUAGAGACUCUGAGAGUGGGAAGCUUUUAAGAAGUGAAGAAACAAUUCAGGGACCACCAAUGAUUGGUCCAAAGAAAGAAAGUCUAACAGUUGAAACAAAACAAGAACAUUUGAAUAAAUCAGCUCAGAAGGUAGUCGAACAAAAGAUUGCUGAGGCACAUCUUGAUUCUCAGACUCAGAAUUUUCAGCAAACACAUACACAGUCUUUUGAAAGUCAAGUUGAACAUAAAAAAUUGCCCCAGCCAAACAAUAAUCUGCAGGAAGAAAAAUAUCUUGGCGUCAAGGGCAUACAACAGAAACAAGUCUUUUCUAAUACUAAAGAGUCAAAGCAAGAGAUUACACAGAACAAAUCUUUAUUUUCCUCUGUGAAAGAAUCCCAGCAGGAUGAUGGAAAACGUGCUGUAAAUGUAUUGGAAUUCUUGAGAAAACGUGAAGAACUACAACAGAUUCUGUCUAGGGUAAGAGAGUUUGAAGCAGAGCCAGAUAAAAAUGGCCUUAAGACAUUUCAGAUGCUGUUAAAUAUUAUUCCAGUAUGGCUAUUAAGUGAAGAAAAAAGAGAAUAUGGAGUUCGCAUUGCUAUGGAGAAUAACAUAGAAAAAAUCAAAGAAGAAAUAACACUCAUUAAGACUCAGGCAGAGGAUAUGCUUGUGUCCUGUGAAAAUACAAUUCAAACAGCCAUGAUAUCGUCUAAAGCGGGAAAGCAGAGAAAUAAAGCUACCAGUCUUAAUGAAACAUUACCUAAAGUGUCCAAUGCUAAUGUCAGUUACAAUAAAAAUACCCAGCAGAAAGAAAAUACAAUUGUGGAAAAAGCCGAGCACCACCAAGUAGCAACGCAUCAAGAAACUACUGCUCAUCAAGUGAAAACCCAUCAGGAAAUUAAACUGGAUGAUGCCAAGGUUCCUCCUCCGUCUUUAAAAACACGCCCACCGUCACCAACUUUCAUAACAAUCGAGUCUACCGCCCGGCGAACAGAAACCUCUCCUAAGGAUGAGCUUUCCCAGUCCCCUAAAAAGGACAGUUCUGCUGAACCAUCACCAAGACCAUCACAACCAGCUAGAAUCCUCAGAGCAAAUACCUCCCCUUCGCCACCCAAGAGUCGCUCUGAACAACUUGUGAAGCUCAAAGACACCACUGCGAAGUUAUCCAGAGGGAUCAUCCCAUGUUCGUCGAUAACCCCGGUUCCCAUCGUGGAGAAGAGGUCUGAGAUCGUCAAGUCUCCUGCAACACUUCGCCGUCAAAUUAAGAUAGAGGCUCGUGGUAGGGACUCUCCACCUACAAUCACAAUACCUAUAACUGUAAAUCAUGCUGAUAGUGGUUCUUUCAAAGAAUCCAUGGAAGCUCAAGAGGAAGUAAGGAUAGAGGCUCGUGGUAGGGACUCUCCACCUACAAUCACAAUACCUAUAACUGUAAAUCAUGCUGAUAGUGGUUCUUUCAAAGAAUCCAUGGAAGCUCAAGAGGAAGUAAGGAAAGUAGAGAAAAGGUCGACUUACGUUCACAAAGAUGGAGUAAAUUCCGCUAAAGACGUAGUGCCAGAUACUGAGAGUUUCGACGCAGUGGAAAUCAUCCGCAAAGUCGAAGGACCUUGCCUGUCAGAGCACACGCAGAGAUACGAAGCCGCGAACAGGACUGUUGAAACGGCGGAAAAUUUCAUGAGUGACCAUGAAAAUGAAAUAAACAGGUGGUUCAGGGGAUUUGAGGAUGGCCUAAGUUUUGACACACAGUCAAAUAGAAGAGUUUAUGUAAAUGGAGAAGCAAAUCGUAAUAUAAAACAAGAAAGCCGUUCAUUUUGUAAGGAGGAAUUUGGAAUAACAUCUAAAGAAAGUACUAGCUUCACGGGUUUUUCUCACAGUCGUCCUGGAGAGCUGCGGGAAAUGAUGCCCGUUCAGCUGCCCAGCAUUCGCUCCGAAACAAGGUCUCGCAGUGAACAUUUCUCAGGGGUGGAUGCGUUUGAGAGUCAGGUUGUUGGGUCGAGGACGACAGUCUCUUCGUCACAUGGCUCGGAAGCUGGCAGAUCUCGCUUUGACUUCAAGCACGCCCCACCCACCUACGAGGAUGUCAUCGCCGGCCACAUUUUAGAUGUUUCUGAUUCACCUAAAGAACUCAGGAGGAAUUUUCAACAGACGUGGCAGGAGAGUGAAAGAGUUUUUGAAAACCUGGGAUAUGCAACCUCAGAUGCUUCUGCAACUGAAAUGGAAACCACCUUCCAAGAGGAAUCUGCAUUUAUACGUGAAACUGCAACUCCAAGACCAGGAAGUAUGUGUACUUUGCCAAAAGAGGGUGUAUCCAAUGGAGCGCCUAGUAGCAGACAGGCAGAGUUUUCAUAAAUCCUGUUUCCGCUGCCACCACUGCAACAGUAAACUGAGUUUGGGAAAUUAUGCCUCACUUCAUGGACAAAUAUAUUGUAAACCUCACUUUAAACAACUUUUCAAAUCAAAAGGAAAUUAUGAUGAAGGUUUUGGACACAAACAACAUAAAGAUCGAUGGAACUGCAAAAAUCAAAGCAGCUCAGUUGACUUUACUCCUAAUGAAGAACCAAAUAUGUAU